AUGGCUUCCUCCAUUGCAGUACUACUUGUAUUCAUCGUCUCUCUAGUGUCCUUCUCUCCCAUCCAUUCAUCAUCAUCUCCCAUCUUGUACUCAUCUCCCGAUCAAGAGACCAAAAAGAUUGAUGGGUUUAAGAUCAGACUUAUCCACCGUCACUCUCCUCAAUCACCAAUCUAUAACCCCAAUUUCACAGCCUCUGAUCGACUCCGCGAAAUGGUUAACCUCUCCUUGUCACGCCAUAGCAGUAGCUACUCCUACUUGAAUGGUGGUGGCUCUAGGAUGACAACCACCGGAGAAGCACUUGAUGAUAUCAUGGCCGCAGUUAAGUUUGCUAGUGGGACUUACAUAAUGCAGUAUUCCAUCGGCACUCCACCCACCCCAAUGUGGGGCUUUGUGGAUACAACAAGUGAAAUUAUUUGGCUCCAGUGUCAGCCUCGCAAGAAAUGUUACCCUCAAAGGGGUCCCAUCUGGGACUCUCGUAGAUCUGCUACCUACAAGAAGAUCCAAUGCAUUGAACGUGAAUGUAAGUAUUCAGAUCAUACGCAUUGCACAAAAGGAGAUCCCUUUUGCCAUUAUGGGAUGUCUUAUGGUGAUACGACAACCACAUAUGGCUAUCUCUCUACUGAAACCCUAACCUUUAGAGACCAGCAGUCAAAGAGAGGCACGAUUUCUUUAUUAAACAUGAUCUUUGGUUGUGGAAAUGAUAAUAAAGAUGGAUUGGAAGACGAAUAUAACAUUUCAUCAGGGACAGUUGGCCUUACCAAACAAAGAUUGUCCCUCAUUUCACAGCUCGAUUUCUAA
Molecule: messenger RNA, 798 nt
Organism: Macadamia integrifolia
Lineage: Eukaryota; Viridiplantae; Streptophyta; Magnoliopsida; Proteales; Proteaceae
Product: probable aspartic protease At2g35615
Exons: 1
Coding region: 1-798 (265 amino acids)
Cellular component (GO): extracellular region
Source: RefSeq, a predicted model, not a curated record